This is a messenger RNA of Sordaria macrospora k-hell, 705 nucleotides long. RefSeq lists its product as uncharacterized. Gene Ontology annotation, biological process: cellular response to carbon dioxide; cellular response to oxidative stress; carbon utilization. The record is from RefSeq and is a predicted model, not a curated record. Gene Ontology annotation, molecular function: carbonate dehydratase activity; zinc ion binding. Gene Ontology annotation, cellular component: cytoplasm. Lineage: Eukaryota; Fungi; Ascomycota; Sordariomycetes; Sordariales; Sordariaceae.
AUGUCUCCCGAGAACACCUUCCACUAUGCCUUGAGCUCCAACAAUGCUUGGGCUGGCUACAAGGCCCAUCAAAACCCCCACUUCUUCCCCAAGCUGGCUGGCGGCCAGGCUCCCGAGAUCCUCUGGAUCGGUUGCUCUGAUUCUCGCUGCCCCGAGACCACAAUCUUGGGCAUGCAACCCGGUGACGUCUUUGUCCACCGCAACAUCGCCAACAUUGUCUCCCCCACCGACAUCAACACCACUGCCGUGAUCGAGUACGCUGUCGCCCACCUCAAGGUCAAGCACAUUGUUCUCUGCGGCCACUCGGCCUGCGGCGGCGCCGCGGGCGCUCUCUCGGACGGCCGCAUCGGCGGUGUCCUUGACACCUGGCUGCUCCCUCUCAAGACGGUCCGCUACAACCACGCCGAGGAGCUCGACGCCAUCACCGACGAGAAGGAGCGUGUCAUCCGCAUUGCCCAGCUCAACGUCGAGGCGGGAAUCAAGGUGCUCAUGAACAACCCUACGAUCCGGGAAGCCAUUGCGGAGCGCGGCCUCGAGGUCCAUGGUGUGUUCUUUGAUAUCGGCUGCGGACGCAUCAAGGAGCUCGGGUGCGGCACGGCUCACAAGUCCUCCUCGACGAUCUCAGGUGACCAUGUUGUUAGAGGCAAGCAUGGUCAGCUUGUGUUUGGACAGGAUGGCGAGGCGGAGAUUGCUGCUGCGCAGUAG